AUGACAGACACAGAAGACGCACCACCGGAGGUGCAUCAUUACAAUAGUCUCCAGGAAGUUCCUUGGGAUAUUCAGAACUAUUGGGCUCAACGAUACCGCAUUUUCUCCAAAUAUGAUGAGGGAAUAUGGCUUACAGAUGAUGCUUGGUUUGGCGUGACUCCGGAACCUGUUGCAAAGUUUGUGUCUCUCUCAGCACACCUCGCGGAGUCUGCUCCGGCUGGGCGUAGCAUCCUGGUUGAUGCCUUUGCCGGAGCUGGUGGCAAUACCAUUGCCUUUGCAAAAACAGGCAAAUGGAAACGGGUCUAUGCUAUUGAAAGGAACCCUGCUGUUCUUCAAUGUGCUAAGCACAACGCGAAGAUCUACGGUGUGGAGAACCUAAUCACCUGGUUUGAAGGCGAUUGCUUCCAGAUUCUAAAGAAUCAACUCAAAGAUCUUGCACCUUACAGCAUAAUCUUUGCCAGUCCUCCUUGGGGUGGUAAGCUCAAUUGA
Molecule: messenger RNA, 489 nt
Organism: Penicillium macrosclerotiorum
Lineage: Eukaryota; Fungi; Ascomycota; Eurotiomycetes; Eurotiales; Aspergillaceae
Product: RNA methyltransferase
Exons: 3
Coding region: 1-489 (162 amino acids)
Biological process (GO): 7-methylguanosine cap hypermethylation; 7-methylguanosine RNA capping
Cellular component (GO): nucleus
Molecular function (GO): RNA cap trimethylguanosine synthase activity
Source: RefSeq, a predicted model, not a curated record